Messenger RNA from Branchiostoma floridae (Florida lancelet), 2008 nucleotides. RefSeq names its product solute carrier family 41 member 1-like. The transcript is spliced from 11 exons. Gene Ontology annotation, biological process: monoatomic cation transport. The coding region runs from base 41 to 1759 and encodes 572 amino acids. Gene Ontology annotation, molecular function: monoatomic cation transmembrane transporter activity. Gene Ontology annotation, cellular component: plasma membrane. NCBI's taxonomy places the organism in Eukaryota, Metazoa, Chordata, Leptocardii, Amphioxiformes, Branchiostomatidae. The record is from RefSeq and is a predicted model, not a curated record.
CAAGGCUGGUCAGAACGUCUACGGAAUUGGGAGCACAGAUAUGCAGUUGGGACUGGAGAUUGGCGAGAGUCCGGAACUGGCAGGUGACAUUGGUAGGAGGUUGACCUUUAACCCCACGGAGCAUGUGGUACAGCGAGCCUUCGGUAGCGUCUGCUCCCAGAUGAUGCCUGCGGACAAGGCGGGCAUCCGGCAGAGGAGACAACAACAACAACAACAAAGUAAACAACAAGAACCACAGGGUAAACAAGCCAGCAAAAUGGUUCCAAAGAUCACCACCGACUCAGACACCGAGGCAGGGAUCGACCCCCCUGACCUCUUGACCUCCGACCCGGACCAUGUGAAAUCCACCCACCGUGUGAGAAAGACGUCUGAGAACGGGCCAGUCCCUUCAGAAGACCUGUCAGUGGAGGUCGUCGACUCCCAGCCGCUGAUCAGGGAACGGGAAGCGAGGGAAGAACAGAAGAGGGGAGAAAUGAAACACAAGGAAGAAACGGCGUUGACUAUAGCACUGGAAUGUUUCUUCCCUUACCUGGUGGCAGGGUUCGGAAUGGUGGCGGCAGGGAUGGUGCUAGAUAUUGUACAGCAUUGGCCAGUAUUUAUCCAGGUAUCAGAAGUGUUUAUCUUAGUUCCUGCACUGUUGGGGCUGAAGGGGAACCUGGAGAUGACGUUAGCCUCACGUCUCUCUACUGCUGCCAACCUGGGUUACAUGGACAACAGGAAAGAACAGUGGAGGCUGAUACUGGGCAACAUGGCUCUCACACAGGCCCAAGCCCUAGUGGUAGGUUUCCUAGCAGCGGUAGCGGCGAUAGUGUUUGGCUGGAUCCCUGAAGGAAAGUUUGACAUCCACCACGCCUUCCUGCUCACAGCCUCCAGUAUGGUCACAGCUUCACUGGCCUGCGCCAUUCUGGGUACGGUGAUGAUCGCUGUGGUGAUCCUGUCUCGGAAGUGUAAGGUGAACCCAGACAACGUGGCGACCCCGAUCGCUGCCAGUCUGGGCGACCUGACCACGCUGGCUCUACUCUCAUGGAUCAGUAAUGUUCUGUGGAGGGCCAUAACAGUGGAAGAUGGUGCAAGAUUCUGGAUGGCUCCGACGAUCACCGUAGCGUUUUUCUUAUCGGCACCGUUUUGGAUGUACAUCUCGCACAAGAACCCCCACACGAGAGAGGUGCUGAGACAUGGCUGGGAGCCGGUUAUAUGUGCCAUGGUCAUCAGCAGUGGAGGAGGCCUCAUCCUAGACUUUGCUGUUUCUGCAUACCAUGGCAUUGCAGUUUUUACUCCUAUCAUAAAUGGUGUUGGGGGUAACCUGGUGGCUGUCCAGGCCAGCAGACUGUCCACCUGGCUCCACACGAGAGGCAAGCCUGGGAAGCUGCCGGAGGGGGCCAUACACGGCUGUCCCAACCCUGUCAGAACAUUCUUCUCUUCAGGUGUCCACUCCAGGACGGCCAGGGUGCUGUUCCUAUUGGUGGUCCCGGGUCACCUGAUCUUCCUGUACCUGAUAGCGUACGCCAACGCUGGCCACACAACCAUCACGGCUAUCUUCACAGUGGUCUACCUCAUCGCAGCUAUGAUACAGGUUGCAAUCCUUCUGUUUGUGGCCAACUGGCUGGUCCACUACAUGUGGCUAAAGGGCAACGACCCCGACAACUGCACCAUCCCGUACCUCACCGCGCUCGGAGACCUGCUGGGGACGGGACUGCUCGCCGUGGCCUUCCAUACGCUCUGGCUCAUCGGUGACAGGGACAGCGAUGUUGGCGACUAGAGAGGGUUGUGCAGGUCACUAUUCAAUAGUCAAGACCAAGGCUAGAGGGUUUAGAUCCAUUUUGAACUUUAUGAUAUCCUGGUUAUUAUUCAAUGAUCACCCACUCACUACAGUACUUCACUAUUACAAUCACUGUGCCCUUCAACACACUCUGACUUAUUGGCAACAUGGACAGCGAUGUCGGCGACUAGAGAGGGCUGUGCAGGUUAUUAUCCGAUAAUCACCUGGUCAAUAUUCAAUCAUCACCCA